Molecule: messenger RNA, 1041 nt
Organism: Penicillium subrubescens
Lineage: Eukaryota; Fungi; Ascomycota; Eurotiomycetes; Eurotiales; Aspergillaceae
Product: lactoylglutathione lyase GLO1
Exons: 4
Coding region: 1-1041 (346 amino acids)
Molecular function (GO): lactoylglutathione lyase activity; metal ion binding
Source: RefSeq, a predicted model, not a curated record
AUGUUCACUCGACUUCCACAUCUCUUCCCCAGGGUACUUACUCCAUCUACUCGUAUCCCUGCUACUCGAUCAUUCGCCAACAUGACGACCGAUCCCUCUACCUACAAGCUGAACCACACGAUGCUGCGGGUCAAAGACCCCAAGCGAUCGCUGCAGUUCUACGAGUUCCUUGGUAUGAACGUCAUCCAGAAGCUCGACUUCCCCGAAUGGAAGUUCUGCAACUACUUCCUCGCCUAUAAUGGCCCGGCCUCGCUGCAGGGUGGUGACCGCCACUUCACCGACCGCAAUGCCGUGUUGGAGCUCUGCCAUAACUACGGUACCGAGGAUGAUCCCAACUACAGCGUCGUCAAUGGUAACACCGAGCCCUACCGUGGCUUCGGCCACCUCGCCAUCUCCGUGGAUAACAUCGAGGCUGCUUGCAAGCGCAUCGAAGACGCCGGAUAUGCCUUCCAGAAGAAGUUGACUGAGGGCCGUAUGCGACACAUUGCCUUUGCCAAGGACCCCGAUGGCUACUGGGUUGAGAUCAUCCGUCGCUCGGAUGAGAAUCUGUCGACCACCACCGACCCGGGCUCCUAUCGUCUGAACCACACCAUGCUGCGUGUCAAGGAUGCCGAGACCAGCUUGAAGUUCUACCAGGAGUCCAUGGGCAUGACCCUCGUCCGAACUGUCGAGAACCCCGAUGCCAAAUUUAACUUGUACUUCUUGGGCUACCCCAGCUCCAACCCUGAGAUCAAGGAGGGUGCGAAGAACGCCGUUGCCGAGUGGGAAGGUCUGCUUGAGUUGACUUGGAACUACGGCACGGAGAAGCAGGAGGGCCCUGUCUACCACAACGGUAACACGGACCCCCAAGGAUUUGGCCACAUCUGUAUCUCCGUCGAUGACCUCCAGGCGGCCUGCGACCGGUUUGACACGGUUAAUGUCGCCUUCAAGAAGCGCCUGACUGACGGGCGAAUGAAUAACAUUGCUUUCGUCUUGGAUCCCGACAACUACUGGAUCGAGGUGAUUCAGAACGAGCGCAUCAAGCGCACUUCCAACUGGUAG